UCCGUCGAACAUUGAAGAAGCAGAGAAAUAAGACGCAUGCUUAAAAGGACUUAUGAAAUAAACUUCAUCUCGUUCACAUUGUCUUGUUACUCUGCUGGAAAUUAAAAAUUUUUGCCAAUAAAUAAAGUAGAAGUUUAUAGUGUACAUUCAGUUCGUGCUAUCAAAGGAAAAGUAAAUAGAGAAGAAACGCAAUUAAGACACUCGAAAAUAGCCGUGUAUGUGUGGGAAAUCAGAUUGUUAUCAAUAAAAGAAACUUUAUUUCCCAUUGUGAUAUAUCAAGAGAAAAAGAUUUGUAACUUCGAGCGAAGAUGAAGACGUACUACUGGUCAUUUGUCAUUACAAUGCUUCUUCAUUUAUCAUUCAACGUUCAUGCUGGCACUGAAUCUUUAUCAUCAAAUAAUCGUCCAAUUCGUCAAGCUUCAUAUCGUGGAAAUCAAAAAUUUCAAGUUCCAGACUACUUGCGUUACAAUCUCUCACCUGAUGCCUACGCAAAAACUGUCUAUUCUAAUGAUCAUCGUGGUGCUGAUGGAAGUUUUGGAUAUGAAUAUGAGACAGAAAAUGGGAUUAAAGCUAAACAAGAAUCAACCGGAUAUGGCUUGAAUAAAGUAGUUCGUGGGUAUUAUUCAUAUAUAGGAUCUGAUGGUAAGCAAUAUACUACAAAUUAUAUAGCUGAUAGAUUCGGAUAUAGAGCAUAUGGAGAGCAUUUACCAACACAACCGAACUACAUAUACGAUCCUUCACAAUAUCCAAUUCAUCCAUCACAUGUCCCAUCAUCAUCAUCUAGACCCGGCCCAACAUCUUUAUUAGAUCAACAGCAUCAACAUCAUCAACAUCAUACACAAACUUCCUACGUUCCAUCUGAGACACUACAGUCACAAAACAUUUAUGUAGCUGACAAUUCGCAAUCAGAUUAUGUUAACAUAACACCUAAGCCAUAUAUUCAUGGUUCCUCACAACUGCCUGUAAAUAUUUUACCGCCAAAUUAUGCAGCACCAUCAACAUACAAUCAAUUAGCAUGGACAACACCGCGUCCUUAUGUGUCAUUUGCUUAAAAUAAAGAAAAAUCUCAAGUCGUGUCUGUAUUUUUUUAAACA
Messenger RNA from Chironomus riparius, 1094 nucleotides. The record is from the annotation of a GenBank genome assembly. NCBI's taxonomy places the organism in Eukaryota, Metazoa, Arthropoda, Insecta, Diptera, Chironomidae.